UUAAAAAACUUAAUGGUCAUAAAAGAAGAGAUUUCUGGAAAAACGAAAGGAUUUGCUGGAUUUGAUGUCUUUCUAGAGUCCCUGAAAACCAUUUUGGGAAACCCCAGCUCAGCAAUGUAGUCACGUGACUCGUUCUUUUCGGCCGACGUGAGAAAGUCAGCCAACAUGCCUUUGGCAAAGGACUUGCUGCAUCCCUCCCCAGAGGAGGAAAAGAGGAAGCACAAGAAGAAGAGGCUGGUUCAGAGCCCCAAUAGUUACUUCAUGGACGUCAAAUGUCCUGGUUGCUAUAAGAUCACCACAGUUUUCAGCCAUGCCCAGACAGUAGUUCUGUGUGUAGGGUGUUCAACAGUGCUGUGUCAGCCGACAGGGGGCAGGGCUAGGCUUACAGAAGGCUGCUCGUUCAGACGGAAGCAGCACUAAGUGAGGGACGAGAGGAGAAAGCCGGCCACCACCCUGUUCUACUGCAGCAGACACUACAGCUGAAGCGAGAGGCAUUCCCACGUCCUGGCGCCGUUCCUCGCCUUCAGACAUGCCCGAGAACGGCUCUCCCACGGACGUGUGCCUCCAACUUCAGCGUUUAACAUAAUAUUCAAGUCACCUGCAAAAUCUGCACUAAGUAAUUGAUGUACACCUAGUGUAUUGCUUGUAAACAAGUUGGUGGCAAUUAAAAAAUCCUAUCUCAAGCAGA
Branchiostoma floridae (Florida lancelet) is the source of this 688-nucleotide messenger RNA. Its product is annotated as 40S ribosomal protein S27. Gene Ontology annotation, molecular function: RNA binding; structural constituent of ribosome. Lineage: Eukaryota; Metazoa; Chordata; Leptocardii; Amphioxiformes; Branchiostomatidae. The transcript has 4 exons. Gene Ontology annotation, biological process: ribosomal small subunit assembly; translation. Gene Ontology annotation, cellular component: ribosome; cytosolic small ribosomal subunit. The record is from RefSeq and is a predicted model, not a curated record. Bases 166 to 420 code for a protein of 84 amino acids.